GAGCUCGAGUGCCGGGCUCGUGUUUACAAAACAACAUUUUCCUCACCUUUCUGUGUCUUUACACAUAAUCAGACUACCUUCAUUCAUGCAUGCAUUCAUUCACUCAUUCACUUUAUUUAGUUUUUUGCUUGUUUAAUUUGCUUCUCCAUUUCCUGUGGUUGUGAUGGUAAUCCUGAUGUCGCCGUGGUAAUUAGCCAGAUAGUUUUCUUUUAAUGGUGUUCAGCGAAUCAGCUUAUUAUCAGGCCUCUUCUCUCCAGAAGGAGCACACAAACAGACACACAAUCGCAUAUGCUCACACACAUAUUCAACAUACGCUCACAUGCACAAGCUCACAUACAUUCGCGCGCGCGCACAUAUACACACACACACACAUACAUACACACCACACACACACACACACACACACACAAAGGAGUGUGACUCCCAGUCUCGUACACUCCGGUUACCCUCUGUGACGGUCAGCACUGAGCUGCAGUCUGCAGUCGGCUCCUAAAUCCAAUUGGAUGGUAAUUCACAGCAGUGGCUGCGCUCGGGUUUCUGAGCCUCGCCGAUAUCGAUUCGCCAGUUUUGAUUGAUUUCUUUUUAUGCGCUAUUACAGGAAGAAAUUAUUCCUGCUUUUAGUUUGUUUAUUUAGCUACAUUCUGAAGGAGUGAUUGAAGCCAACAGUAUUGCAGCUAGUACAAAAAAAUCUGCCUGUACUCUGCAUUAGCCUCCUCUUUUAUAAUCCUCUUUCUCCCUCUCUUGCCCUCUCCCUCUUUCUCUCUCUUCCUCUCCUUUAGUACAGUUGGCCCUUGCUUUCCCUCUCCUAUUUGACCCACAUUGCUGAUCUGUGCACACACACUCAUGCGCGCUCUCUCUUUCUCUCUUUCUCCCUCCCUCCCUCUCUCUCACACUGUCUCUCUCUCUGUCUCUCUCUCUCUCUCUCUCUCUCUCACACAUCUCUGUUGUAGCCAUUGAACAGAUCACAGAUACACAGCAGCAAAUCCACACAUCAGCCUGUGGCCCCUCCCCUCUCCCCUCUCUCCUCCUCUCCUCCCUCCCGUGCCCCUUCUCUCUUUCUCCCUCCGUCAUCACUGUGCACACGUCCCUCUCUCCAGGUUUCCCCGCCCCCUUCGACUUUUCCCACUCGUACUGCUUUAUUGGAACGGCCUAUCCGAAUGCUGACCAGACCAAACACAGCCGGAUAAACACCGGCAGCGUAAUUUAGGAAAUGCAAUAAAAACGAUUAUUACACUUAGCCGUGUUUACACAAAACAAGGGCGCCAUUAUGUGAAAUGCCGUAAAAUAAACAGUGGCUUAAGUAGUGGGUGUGUUGCACUUGCAGUGUUUUACUGGUUUUACGUAAUGGCAGGCAGUGAGGCGCUGCGCUGUUAUUUUGUGGAGCUCGCUCUCUUCCCAUGAAAGGGGGCCGGGAGCUUUUCCAAGGCCUGGAACAGUUUCCACGUCUUCUCUUCUCCGUCUCUCUCUCUCUCUCUCUCUCUCUCUCUCUCUCUCUCUCUCUCUCCCUCUCUCCCCCGGACUCCCGCACUCCUCCCUGUGCCCUCCUCUUUUUCCUCCCUCACCCUCUCCCUGGCUGUCUUCUCACCUCCCCCACCUCCCAUCUGUGCGUCUCUCCCCCUUUCCCCGUCUUUCUCGGAGAUGAAGUGAGAGUUAUGCUGGCUCUCCAGCAGGACAUGUACAGGCAGGCAGGAGUCAGCAUGUCGGCAGACAACUCGUUCGGGGCCGGUGGCAGCGACGCCCAGCAGAGCCUCCAGUCCUUCUGGCCCCGCGUGAUGGAGGAGAUCCGCAACCUCACCAUGGAUUUCCGUGUGCAGGAGUUGCCGCUCGCUCGCAUCAAGAAGAUCAUGAAGUUGGACGAGGACGUGAAGAUGAUCAGCGCUGAGGCUCCGGUCCUGUUUGCCAAAGCGGCUCAGAUCUUCAUCACAGAGCUCACCCUGCGGGCCUGGAUCCACACCGAGGACAACAAGCGCCGCACGCUGCAGAGGAACGACAUCGCCAUGGCGAUCACAAAGUUCGAUCAGUUCGAUUUCCUGAUUGACAUCGUCCCUCGGGAUGAGCUGAAACCCCCCAAGAGACAGGAGGAGGUGCGUCAGUCAGUGGCCCCAGCAGAGCCAGUGCAGUACUACUUCACCCUGGCGCAGCAGCCUGGAGCCGUGCAGGUACAGAGCCAGCAGCAGGGCCAGCAGGCCUCUGCCCCCACCACCACCCUGCAGCCCGGCCAGAUCAUCAUCACCCAGCCCCAGCAGGGCCAGGUGCUGCAGGGAGCCACUAUGCAGCAGCUACAGCAGGUGCAGGUGGCUCAGUCACAGGCCACACCCAUCACGAGCGCUCCCGUGACCAUGCAGGUGGGCGAGGGGCAGCAGGUACAGAUCGUACAGGCGGCUGCGCAGGGCCAGGCUCAGACUGCCCAGCCCGCCGGGCAGACCAUGCAGGUCAUGCAGCAGAUCAUCACAAACACGGGAGAGAUCCAGCAGAUUCCUGUGCAGCUCAACACAGGCCAGCUACAGUACAUCCGUCUGGCCCAGCCCGUCUCUGGCACACAGGUCGUUCAAGGACAGAUUCAGACCCUCGCCACCAACGCCCAGCAGAUUACACAGACCGAGGUACAGCAAGGACAACAGCAGUUCAAUCAGUUCACUGAUGGACAGCAGUUGUAUCAGAUCCAGCAGGUGACGAUGCCGGCGGGGCAGGAGCUGGCCCAGCCCAUGUUCAUCCAGUCUACCAGCCAGACGGCCGACGGUCAGGUGACCACGCAGGUCAGCGCGGACUGAGGCCCCCCUGCCAAGAGCCCGACUCCCCAAGACUGGCAACCACAACGCAAUAACUCACUGGUCCAGGGUCGUAGGGACACCCCUGUCCCACACCCCCUGUCCCCCCCGUCCCCCCAAGCACUGAGAUCCUGUCUCUCUCCCGAGUCAAGCCAGCACAGCUGCCCUCCUGUCCACUCUCUCCCGAGCUGUGCCCAGCACGCCCUCUAUGGUCCAUCGAAUGGCCAACACAACCCACACUGGCUCACUGGAGUGACGCUCAACACAAUGUUUAGCACCGGACUCACACUCUUAAUGAUCUUGUCUUUCCACUCUGUCAUUUUCUCAAUCCCCAACAUCAGCCCACUGUUCCAUGUCCUACUUCCCGCACCUUUUGUGUGCAUGCACGUGCCAGUGUGUGUACAUGCACACGUGUUUUGUGCAUCCAUGUGUGUAUGUGCAAGUGUGUGCGUCCAUGUGUGUAUGUAUGUAUGUGUGUGUGUGUGUGCGAGCGUGUGUGUACACGUGUGUACACGUGUGUACACGUGUGUACACGUGUGUCUUGUGUGUCUUGUGUGUCUUGUGUGUGUGUGUGUGUGUGUGUGUGUGUGAGUAAUGUGCACACCUCUCUGUACAGUAUACCCUCGUGGCGUGGUUCUGUCUUGUGUAGUCCUUCAUCAGUCCCUCCGGACCAUAAAUCAGGAACCACCCCCUCCCCGCUUCCUCCUCACCCCCUCCCAUGCCCCUCCCACAUUCUUACAACAGGGAGUGGCACCUCCCUUCCGCUUCUCCGUUACCUCCUUCAGUGAGGAGGCGCUCCACCUCUCCUGGACUACCCCAGUGUUUGUCCCCUGUACAAACUACAGCAGGCCUCUCCCGUGAAGCAACAAACCCACUUUUUUAUCAUCACGUCUUUUGUAAGAAUUCAUAAAUGUAAUGUAGAAUUUUUCUCUUUUUUUUUCGUAUCGGAAUAUCAUUUCCCCCCGCCCCGCAAUUGGACUGUCCCUUUACUUUGUCGUAAUUAUUAUUACAGUUCUUAUAAUUGUUGUUUUGCAUGUAGUUAAAACUGCCAGCAUGAUAUGCAAUAGAUAGGUACAAUUAUUACUUUUUGUUGUUCUUUUUUUGUAAACAAACAAUGGUUUGUGAGAAAAUUCAAAUAAAGAGAUGAAAUUGG
Messenger RNA from Conger conger (European conger), 3921 nucleotides. RefSeq names its product nuclear transcription factor Y, gamma (gene nfyc). Bases 1398 to 2771 code for a protein of 457 amino acids. Gene Ontology annotation, cellular component: nucleus; CCAAT-binding factor complex. Gene Ontology annotation, molecular function: DNA binding; protein heterodimerization activity; DNA-binding transcription activator activity, RNA polymerase II-specific. Gene Ontology annotation, biological process: regulation of DNA-templated transcription. The transcript has 11 exons. Lineage: Eukaryota; Metazoa; Chordata; Actinopteri; Anguilliformes; Congridae. The record is from RefSeq and is a predicted model, not a curated record.